AUGGACUCACCAUCCUCCUUCGGCAACAGCUCGACGUUUGCCUCGUCGUCGGUUGGUGAAUGCUCGCUGGGAAGCACCGUUGCAGCCCGAUGCAGCAACACUCCUAGGAGCAGUAACAGUAAUAUGAUGAUCAACAACACGAAUGUUGGAAGUAGUAACAGUAGUAAUAAUAUGAAUGGAUGUAAUCCUUCUCAUCAAUCAGCCUCUUCUGUCGGAGGUUGUGCUGCGAAUAUUCCUCUCUCCAUGGCACAACGAUCUAUGCAGUUUGUGCAGAGUAAGAAUGAAGCAUUUCGUAGAGAUUCAAUGAAGAGUAUCAUUACCAAGCAGAGAAAGACAAAAGAUAUCCAAGGACAUGCCAGUACCGCUGCCAGCGAGUCUUUGAAACUUCGCUUAUCGAAUGAAAAUGUACACAUUCCUUCGAGACCUACAACAGAGAGUAGUAAGGAUCAGAAUAUUUUAAACCAUGACUAUCGAGCCUCCUUCUCUUUAUUUCAAUUGAAUGAAGAUUACAAGAAAAGGCUUUCAUCAAAACCAAGUUUCUCAUCGUCUGUUCAUGAUUUUUUAAAGACAGUUGAAAGAUGUCAAGCAUUUUCUGCCAAUUCCUUACCAUCGCUGGACAAGACAAUACUCGAAGACUACGACUCUAUGAGUGCUUGCAGUUUAACACCAGCAGCAACAAACAACUUUUCUUCAUUUCAAGACAAACCUUCCAAUCCAACCCUCAAUUCCUCACUUGUAAAUUACUACAGCUCUAAUUACAAACUAAAGACAGGCGUACCUGACCUCCAUACCCACCACUCCAACAAUUCCUCGUCAGGUAUUAUCACUCAUGAGGAAGACGACAAUGACGCCUUUCCACUUUCCACCAAACUGAAAAGAAUGAUGACUCAUCAGAAAGAGCAUCAUGAAAGCAAACUCAGAAAGCAAGACGCUAAAGAGGAAAAGGACAAGAAGCUCUAUCUUUCUAUUGAACAAAGCUUACCCGCAAUGGUCAAUGUUUUCACAUUGGACAAUCAACACCUUCUGGACAGUAGCAUUGUCCUUUCCAUUCAAAACGUGAAUGAUCGACAGUCCUUUGUCAUUGACCCUCGAUUCAAUAUUCCAAGUUUGAAGAAGGGAGAAAAAUUUGUUCUCUCCGUUCACAACAGACACUUGAAGCCUGUUAGAUUUUGUAUCAUGUUCAGGGAUCCUUCAGGCACUCACGUGUCAAUCUAUCCAAAGAAAGUCAAAUUAUUACAAUCACUCGAAAGUGAUUUAGAAUAUCUCCCUUCCAAGGAACAAGUGUCACAGGUUUUUGACAGCUCUUUGCUUCCAACCAUUGCUGACAUGAAGACAUCAUCCUGCAAAGUUUCUCUCAUCUUGAUGGCCACCACUCACAUCAAGAUUAACAAUGCCAUCUCUGAAAUUUGUUCAAGAAUUCAAGGAGUGGAGAAGAAUCCAAAUUCUGUUAAAGCUGCUAUUAUGGACAGAGACAAACAGCAACAUCAUCCUCUGCUUGAAGAUUCUUCCUCCUUUAAACGAGUGUCCUUAAAAUCGAUUGAAUUGAUUAUUGAAGAUAAUUAA
Messenger RNA from Naegleria lovaniensis, 1563 nucleotides. RefSeq lists its product as uncharacterized. The record is from RefSeq and is a predicted model, not a curated record. The transcript has a single exon. Bases 1 to 1563 code for a protein of 520 amino acids. Lineage: Eukaryota; Heterolobosea; Eutetramitea; Acrasida; Naegleriidae.